Molecule: messenger RNA, 5071 nt
Organism: Drosophila willistoni
Lineage: Eukaryota; Metazoa; Arthropoda; Insecta; Diptera; Drosophilidae
Gene: snz
Product: sorting nexin-25
Exons: 11
Coding region: 1060-4509 (1149 amino acids)
Cellular component (GO): intracellular membrane-bounded organelle
Molecular function (GO): phosphatidylinositol binding
Source: RefSeq, a predicted model, not a curated record
ACUUGGUCAAAGAACAGAUUUCUCUUGUUCUUUCGAAAUUAUUUAAUAUAUAUUUUUGAAGAUUGUACAUGAAUUAAGUGUCAGAUGGAGUUUAUAACUAAAAUGAAAGAUACUUUCUAAUCUGCAUGAUAAACAAUAUAUAUCUAUAAUUAAUUGCGCAUCAGGAGCAGAAGGAGCAUCAUCAGUUUCAGCAUUAGUGAUAAUAACAACAACAGCAAAAACAAUAACGUCACUCUCGCUCUCUCGUUUCCCUAUCUCCCUCUCGCUGAUGCUCUCUCUCUUGGCAGUAAUCAACGUUUCUUGUUUUGAUUCCUUUCGGCGUCAUUUAGCAUUUUUGAUAAGACAGCUUGAAGGGGAGUGCAAGAACGGGAGCGGCCUCGGCGAAUUGUGUGUGGUGUUAUCAUUCGUGAAUGUGUCUCCUCCUCCCCCUGCCUCUACGUGAGCCGCGCCCUUCCACAGAAACUCUGUUGAUGAGUGGUGGCAACCAACUUGUUGCGGGGACCGGGACAACUACGAUUGCCUAUGUGAUAUUGAUAUUGAUUUAAUAUAUAUAAUUUUGUCAUUGAAAUCGACAGAUGGAUGGACACAUGUGCAUGUGCUUCCAAAAGGGGGAGGAUUGGUGGCAAUUUGUUUAAAAAAGAAAAAAUAGAAAAGUCAAAACCAAAAAUAAAACUAUUAUUAACAACAGAGGCUAAAACGAGAGACGCGUUAUUGCGUUGCAACGACAACAACAAUAAUAAUAAUAACAACUACGGACGGCAGCGGCAACGGAAACGGAGGCGACGACGACGACGUCAAAAAUGUUAAGAGAACUCAUCAAAUAUUCAAAAGCGUAAAAGGGCGAACAAUCACAAAACGAAGAAGACUAGAUAGAACUUGGGUGGAACACAGUAUUGAAUCAACAACGACGACAACGUCCCAGUUGCGGUCCGACAAACGAUUGGACAACAACGGAACCGAAACGGAAGCAGCAAUAAAAGUAGAAGAAAAUAUAAGUCAAAACAAACGUAGAAAGGAAUAGGAAUAGGAAUAGGAAUAGAUAAACGCGCCGGUGCCGAAAUGGAAAGUGGCCAACGACGCCGCCUGCCGCUAUUUCCCAUUGAGCCAGAGCCGCCCACUACGCCUACGCAGCGGCUCACAUUAAUAGCUACACGCUUGCUACGUGCAUUGCAAUUAAACUGGAGGAUUAUCAUUUCCGGCAUCACAUUGACCCUGUUGGCCGUCAUCUGGUAUUAUCCCACAUUCUUCUUAUUCUUUGCUUUUGUCCUCUACUCCCUGGUGCUGGUCUUUGCUGCUGUUGCUGGCACCGUCUAUGUACAUUAUAUAUUUACCACCAAUGAGCCAAUCAAACCGAGCCGUGUGCCCUCUAAACUCCUCUACAAUGCCACCAAGAGCAACAUAUUUGAUUUGCCGAAACCCAUCAAGAAUCCCUCAAAUCUACCAUUGAUAUUCGAUAAGACAGUUGAUCUGCAAUUACAACAAAUAAUUGAAUAUGUGCUGCGUGAUUUUAUGUUACCUUGGCUGGGGUAUGUGGUGACCAAACCGAAACUAAUUAACGAUGUUAUACGUGAGGAUUUAUGGAAUGCCAUACAGAAAAUCCAUGAGAGGGCAUCCAAAAUGGAUGCAGCUAAGAUAAUAGCUGUAGAUAUGGUAAAUCGUGUGACUGUUCAUUUGGAAAAGAUACGCAUAGCCGAGGCCAGAGCAACGGAAACAAAUGCCGCACCAGUUUUUAGUACCAAUUCAUAUUUGGUUGAUGAAGAACGUGAAAUGGAAUUUCUGCGCAAGCUCUGUGAGAUUAUGGUUAUAUUACUCCUACCAAGAGGCUAUUCCCUGCCGCCAUUGAAGGUAUUGCUUAGCGAGAUUUUAUCUUACAAGAUCUUCUUUCCCAUGAUUAAGAUGUUAACCGCACCGGAUUAUAUCAAUCAGAAGGUGGUACAAAAUAUAGAGACACGUUUGGCGGCAGCGGCAAUGAGCAAACGUAGCUAUGAAUAUGCAGCGAGUUUUGAGGACUUUCUAAAGAUAAUCAAUAAUUCGGGCAAUUUGGAAGAUCUCUCAUUGAUACGCAAGAGUAUUGUUAACGAUUUGAUGCAUGCCACAACCAUGCAGAAUUUGCAACGUGCCAAAGGUCUUGAUCCUGACCAUGAGGAUACGCAUUCACUUUCCAAAUCUGAGUUAACAGCAGCAAUUAGGCUCAAACGCUAUGUGCAGCAAUUGACAUUGGCCAAGGCUCAGUGUGAGAAGAAUUUAUCAAAAUUCGGUUGGAAUGGCAACUAUUCAAGUGAUAUAGAUCUAACAUUGGUGGAAAUACUCAAUACGGCUGUGGGGCGACGCUAUUUCACUUUAUUUCUGGAGCCUUUAAAGGCUAGUGCUCUAAUUGGAUUCUAUUUGGCUGUAGAGGAAAUAAAGCAUGCCCACAAAUCGGUGACCCAUCAGUUGGGCACAGAGAUAUUUUACACGUAUGUACGAGUGCCCAAGCCGGAAAUCCAUAUUGAUAAGCAUGAACGCAAAUUGAUUGAAACAUUCCUGCUGGGCGACGCUGGACCUGAUAUAUUCUUUGAGAUUCAGCGUAAUAUCUUACGCACACUAGAGGAUAAGUAUUAUCCGCCAUUUGUGUUGAGUGAACAAUAUCGACAGCUUAAAGAGGCAUUGGACUCGAACGAAUUUAAUGAUCCCACCUUAAUGAUCUCCAUGGGAGAGACGGAGGAUGAGCAUUCUGUCAUUGCUGGCAUUGGCGUUGGCAGCGAUGGUGUCCACAAUGAUGGCGGUGUGUCUGGUGGCACUGGGGCCGGCGGCGCGAUUGAUGUAGCUGCUCAUACCUCAUAUGCACGUAAGAAGUUAGAACAAAUUCAAGAACGCAUCGAUAAGAAGCAGUUGGCUUUGGAUGCUCUUAAAUACUCGGUGAAACCGGAAUCCAAGGUGCUCUCAAUACUGGACAAGGAAAUGGAAUGGCUGAAAAGCGAGAAGCGUCAAACGGAGGCACAUUUGAGGCGUACAGAUGCAUGGACCGAGCAUCUGGGCAAAUGGAAGGCAACCAUACAAAGUGUGGAAAUGUCCGAUGAGAAGGAAUUGCUUCAAUUUAUGAUACUGGUCCAUGUCGAUGAAGAUAUAAAUGCGCCCCAUUCAAAUUCAUCAACCGCAACAAAGAAUGGUGGUCCAGACGGUGGAGAUACUAAACCCCAGAAGCGUCCAUCUGGGAUAUCUAGCGGAUGGGUUGUAAUGCGUUCCCUUAAUCAAGUUCAUGAACUACAACGUAAGCUUCGGCAUGUUAGCUCCAACCUGAAAACCUUGGAUUUGCCCACCAAUUUUAAGUUUUUCUUUCUGAAAAGCGCCGAUAGGCAUGGCCAAGAGAAGGCCAAAGGUCAAAUACAAAAGUUUCUUAAUUUCAUUUUAGAGGAUGAUCACUUAAAUGGCAGUGAAGCUAUUUAUACCUUUCUUAGUCCGAGUUCGGAUCAUUUGAAGCAAUCGUUGCCAUCACCAAAAAAAUCCAAAUUCUCACUCUCCACGCUCUUUAAGAGCGAUGCUGCCAAAUCGGCUCAUGAGACAACGAAUCGUGCGACAGAUCCCUUUUGGGGCUUGCAUCGUGACGAUGAUGACAUCUCCACCUAUUUGGAGGGCAGUGGCGGUGAGUCUGGCAACAAUGAUAGUAAAUUGCUGGCAGAUAUCGAUAGCAGCAACAAGGAUAGCAUAGCGGAACCACUGUAUGCUCUAAUGGGUGAAAUAUUCGAUAUGGGCGGUGUAUUUAAAUGGCUGCGCAAGAGCAUUAUAUCAUUUGUUCAAAUCACCUAUGGCAGGACCAUAAAUCGACAGAUUCGAGAAUCGGUGGCAUAUCUCUUUGAGGAGUCCAUGUUGCACAAUUAUUUCUCAGCCAUAUUGAAAUCAUUUUGGCCAGGCGGAGUUUUAGCCUCCGCCUAUCCCAUGCGUUCCGAUGAUAUGAAAGAGAUGACCACGAAUGCAGCUAAAGCGCUACUCACAGAUCACAUACCCGAAGUUCUAUGCAAUCUUGUUGGUGCCCAGGCAGCUAAGCGAGGUGUCCUAAAAGUCUUUGAUGCCCUACAAAAUCCCAUCUAUAAUAAACAGUUGUUCUAUGAACUUUUGGAGAUCUUGAUGAUUGAAUUCUUUCCCGAGAUACGCCAGCUAAAGAUUAGUCAUGCCAAUGGUGGAGGCGCUGGUGGUGGUGCAGGUGGCUCUACGACCAAAUUGAAUACAGCAACGGCAGGAGCAGCAGCAGCAUCAGCAGCCGCAGCAUUGGCAGCAGCCACAGCAGCGGCAUCUUUGCCAUUGCAAAAUAGUCAUCAGGGUCACAAUUCGAGUAGUGCUAGCAGUGCAGCAUCGAUGGGUGGCGGUGUACAGCAAAAUCAUGCGUCAGGGACAGGUUCCACAGCUGCAGCAAUAGCUGCUGGUGUAUCCACCUCACAUCAGACAACACACUAUCAUCAUCAUCAUCACCAUCAUACGCAUCCGCCAGGAUAUACAGCACAUGGCAGUAAUCUGGCAGCUGGAUCUAAAUAGAUCGUCAAAAAACCCUAUCCAAUCGAAAUUGUAUUACAAAUGUGAAAUAGCUCUCUAUCUAUUCCUUUCCCGCUCUCUACCACUUUAUCUCUGUUUCAUUCUAUUUGGUGGCCUUAGUUAAUAGGUUAGCAAAACGAGACACUAGCAUAGGAAAACCUUUUUGAUCCUUUGUAAAUGAGUUCCCAAUUGAAUGAUUCAUUCCUUUCAUUCGUGUACAAAUGAAGCUUUCCCCAAAGACUUGUUCUAUUCAGUUUCUAAAUAUGAAUGCCUAAACGUGCUAUUUAUAUUUUGUUUAAUGGUUUCGGCUUUUCGUUCCUCCAUGUACGUUUUUAUAUGUUGUUUGUUUGUUUUAAUGUCCCUCCCCUGCAUCCAAGUGUUGUACAUAUUGUAUGUAAGCCAGUAUUAAGCGUUGUACCAAAAUGUUGUUGUUAAACUUUAAACUAGUUUUAAAUCCAAAAAUUUUGGGCCCAACAUAAAAUUACAUUCCCUUGAUUGUCAUGCAGCUAUCCAUAAAGCCGCCCGCAUCUUGUGAUUUUAGCAAAAUGAAAAACAAAAGUGAAAA